Microplitis mediator is the source of this 1584-nucleotide messenger RNA. Its product is annotated as speckle-type POZ protein-like. The record is from RefSeq and is a predicted model, not a curated record. Lineage: Eukaryota; Metazoa; Arthropoda; Insecta; Hymenoptera; Braconidae. The transcript is spliced from 2 exons. The coding region runs from base 201 to 1229 and encodes 342 amino acids. Gene Ontology annotation, molecular function: ubiquitin protein ligase binding. Gene Ontology annotation, cellular component: cytoplasm. Gene Ontology annotation, biological process: regulation of proteolysis; proteasome-mediated ubiquitin-dependent protein catabolic process.
CAUUAAUCAAAUAAACAAAGCUUGCUACUAAAACAAUAAGAGUAUCAAUCAGUUUACAAGAAUCAAAGACAUAAUAUCAUUUAACUAGAUCAACAAGAGAUAUAUAUUUGAAAAAAAUAAAUAAAUAAAUAACUGAGUAAUUAUUCACCAUCGUAAUUAAUUGUUUUAAUUCGGAUAACAUUCAAAAUACGAAUAACAAAAUGGAAGCAGGUUAUACAGUAGUAAAAAGAAAUACUAUUAUUUACGAAUGGAAAAUUCAAGAAAUUAAUUCAUUUAUUGAUACUUCCAAUACUUCUGAAGAAUCCAUUGCAUUAGAAUCAUCCAAGUUCUCGACAAGAGCUAAAAUACAAGAUUUUUGGAAGCUGGAGAUACAGUUUUCUGGUACAAAGUCAGAAAACAAAGAUGAAGUUGGCCUAAAUUUAACUUCUUUGAAUGGUAACCGCGAAGUGAAAACGGAAUAUUCAUUGUUUAUUUUAGAUAAUAAGAAAAAACAAGUGAAUAAAGAUAAACUAGUUAAAACUUUUGGAGCUGAUGAAAGCUGGGGUCUGCCAUUUAUAACGAAAGAAGAAUUAUUAAAUAAAGGAGAUGAAUUGUUGCCAGAUGAUAUUUUAACAAUAGGUAUAGAGCUUACGGUGUUUGAUAAUCCUGCUGUGAUUUCUACCAACGUGCCAUUUAAUAAAUCAAAGGCUCUUAUGGCUUGUGACUAUAGAGACUUGUAUAAAAGUAAAAUGGGAUCUGAUAUUGAGUUAAUUGUAGGAGAAGAAAAAUUUCAGGCGCACAAAUUGGUUUUGAUGGUACGCAGUCCUGUGUUUCGAGCGAUGCUGACCACCGAUAUGAGAGAAAACAGAGAAAAAACGAUCACUAUAAAAGAUAUGAAGUCUGAAGUAUUCAAGAGCAUGCUAGAAUUUAUUUACACUGAUAAAGUUAGUGAUUUAGAUGAUGUUGCGGAACAAUUGCUUGAAGCUGCAGAUAAAUAUCAAAUUCCUACGCUCAAAGAAAUAUGUACAGCAUCGCUUUGUAAGUCUGUGAUCAUCGAUAAUGCCUCCAGAUUACUCGCUUUAGCUUACUUGCAUAAUGCAAAAGAAAUGUUGGAGUAUAUUUCCAAUUUUAUUGUAAUUCAUGCAAGUCAUGUGGUAGAAACAGAAGAGUUCAAGAUGAUGAUAGAAUCGCAUCCGUCCUUGGGAUCUAUUUUAUUCGCCAAAUUUGCCGCUCCUUUUGAAAACAAAUAAUUUAUAACUUUUUAAAUUUUUAUUUGAAAAUUCUCGCACGAAGAUUGAAAACUUAUGUUACACGAACAAUUCGGUGAAGUUUAUGAAUAUUUAGAGUUAAUGAUAACGUACAUACUUUAAUUAAUUAUAAGGUUAUUUUUAUGACAUAUUAUAUAUAUAUAUAUUAAUCGUUUACGUAUUUUUAUAACAUUGCGUCAUAUAUGUUAAACCAAUGAUAAUUAAUAAUUACAAUUAAAAUACUUUUUACUAUGUUCCAGAAAGAAAGUUACUCGAAAUAGAAAAAUAAGUUUAUUAAUACCCAUUACAAUUAGUCAGUAAAUAAAUUCGUAACUCAAAUUACAAUUUCCCAUCUAAU